AUGAAUAUAAAUUGCAGAAUAAGCGCUAAAAAGAGUCGAUUCUCUUGCCAAAAGAUCACCUUUAUGGAGUUUCAACGCUUCAAAAGGGAACAUAUCACCAAGACUAUUACACAGAGAAAGAAGAUGGCACAGGUACUCUUUAGUCCAACAGUGACUGAAGAAGCAUCAACUCUGAGCAGCGAAUAUUUACAAAAGUUUUUUCAUCAAGGAUCAUUAUUUCACUCCGUAAACACAAUAGAGUCGUACAAAGAAUCUCCCGUAACUAUAAAAGAUGUGGUACGUAAAGUUGAAAAAAAGAUGAAUAAACCUUUACUUUGUAAAUUGCAUAGCAAUUAUGUUUGCAAUACACAUGAUUUGACAAUUAUUCUUUCCAAACUUAUUCGUGACAAAGAUACAGAAUUUGGAUAUUUGUGCAAGAUAUUGACGCACAUAUAUUCUACUUUCAGCAAUUUUGUGACUACAGAAAAGAUACAUAUUCUCUACUCCAUAUCAUCAAGUAAAUACGCAAAGCUGGACAUUUGCAAAAAAAUUGUGGAAAGGUAUCAUUCAGAAAUUUCCAAUAUAGAUGUCGCGUACUCAAACGCAUCCAAUGUUGCGAAAUUAUACUACGCACUUGUGAGUUAUGGGACUCGAGAUGAAAUGUUGUACAGACGGUUAAAUGAGCAAUUUUACCUAUACUCUACUCAGGGCAUAGACUAUGUUAUCGAUACAUAUUCUGAAAAUGAAUACGAAUUUCAUGAUAGUGAUGACAAAGAAGUAAAUGUGGACAAGAAGGGAAAGAUGGAACGAUUGGGAAUAAAAUCUGCAGAUUCACAUGCAAAUUAUGCAGACAAAAAAAUUAUAUCCCGCGACUUUAGGCUAGUAGCAACAAGUAUGAUUAAGGCGAAAACAUUUUGCUUUGAUGUACUAAAAUUGGCCUCAAACUUUUAUGCAAAAGAGUUGGAAUCUUUAAACAACAUGACGGAUACAGAUCCAUACCAAGUUUACCAAUUGGAUGAAAAAAAGACAAUUGAAUGGGAAAUUAGAGAUCUUAUUACAAUCUUAGAAGCCAAUGAAACCUUUGGAUAUAAUUGUAGAGAGCUACUAGAAACUCUCCACAAGUCCAUAAAUUCCUCCUGUAACAUAUUCGAAUUUGCUGAUAUUCCCAGUCUUGUGGUAAUUGGUAGAAAGUAUGUGACUAAAAGAGGGCACUGGAAAAGAUUUUUGAAGAGCAAGAGUGAGGAUUCGAAAUUUUCGCAACUCUACGAAUUGUAUCGUCCUGACGAGCGAGAAUAUUUUGGAGAUGUCAGAAUAUCUCUAGACCUCAAAAGUGGUCUCAAUAAAGGGAAUAAUUUAUCGAGUGUUGAUAGUUUUAUGGAAACUUGUACAAAGUAUAUAAAGGAUACAGGGUUUAAAGAUUGGAGUAUUAUUUGUAAAAUGUUCGACCUUGUUGACCACCUAAAACGUUUGGAUCUGGUUCCAAUAGUCUACUCUUUAUUCAGGGAAGGAAGUCUCUUGUUUGUAGACUUGAGUAGGGUAAUAAAAUAUCUACAUAAUCUACUGGUACACUUUGAUGAUUGUAAAGAAGAUGAUCUGUCGAUAAUAACAUCUUUGGAUAACUGUGCAAGGCUUUUGAGUUUGUGUAUAGAUGCCGAAAAUGAACGAGAUUAUGUAGACCUCUCCAUAUUUUCUACUUUAUUCAAACUGCAAAAAUUCCUAUGUGCUCAAGAUAGGCAAUCAUUUCUAAAUUCUUGUGGAACAAUUGAUCAUUUAGAUGACGUUAUCACAAAACAUCUAAAUUCUUAUUCGGAGUGUAAACGCAUAUCUUUCACAAAACUACCAGAGGAUCUCGACAUAUUUACAUUUAUGCCUACACCAACUAAUCAUCCAGCAAGAUGUACUAUAGACACAUUUAAAGAAAUUAUAAAGGAAAUACACAAAGACACCAUCGCAGGGAAAAAUGCCGAAAUCUUUAGGUUUGUAACACACAAUACAUUUCUUAAAAUGUCAACUCUCUAG
Theileria equi strain WA is the source of this 1998-nucleotide messenger RNA. RefSeq lists its product as hypothetical. The record is from RefSeq and is a predicted model, not a curated record. NCBI's taxonomy places the organism in Eukaryota, Apicomplexa, Aconoidasida, Piroplasmida, Theileriidae. The transcript has 2 exons. Bases 1 to 1998 code for a protein of 665 amino acids.